This is a messenger RNA of Phragmites australis (common reed), 1016 nucleotides long. Its product is annotated as UPF0664 stress-induced protein C29B12.11c-like. Gene Ontology annotation, cellular component: nucleus. Gene Ontology annotation, biological process: positive regulation of DNA-templated transcription. Lineage: Eukaryota; Viridiplantae; Streptophyta; Magnoliopsida; Poales; Poaceae. The record is from RefSeq and is a predicted model, not a curated record. The coding region runs from base 150 to 770 and encodes 206 amino acids. The transcript has 5 exons. Gene Ontology annotation, molecular function: chromatin DNA binding; transcription coactivator activity.
CAAGCAUCGCCGCGGAAGCGAAACAGCGUGCCAUCCCAUUCGCCGAUUCGCCAGUCGUUGUCGUCGUCUUUGUUCGGCGAUCGGCGACGCGGGGGAAGGAGGAACCGAAUCAAGGAGGAGCUUGCGCGGGGAGAGUAGAGGAGGGACAGAUGGCGGAGAACCCGCAGCUGUUCGGGAACGGGAUGCCGGUGCCGUUCUACGCCGAGCUGUUCGUCCUCGCCCGAGACGGCGUCGAGUUCCACGUCGACAAGAUCCCAUCAGCUCCUGGCGGUCAUGUGAAAACAAAAGGUACAAUUUACCUGUCUAAUAUAAGGAUGGUGUUCGUUGCCAACAAGCCUGUUGGUAACUUCUUUGCUUUUGAUAUGCCCCUGUUGUUUGUGCACGGUGAGAAGUUCAAUCAGCCCAUAUUUCACUGCAACAACAUCUCUGGAUUCGUUGAACCAGUUGUUCCAGACAACCAGAACAGGGCCCUGUACUCAACUCACACCUUCAAGAUCUUGUUCAAGGAAGGCGGCUGCGGUACGUUUGUUCCUCUCUUCUUGAACCUGAUUGCAUCUGUGCGGCGCUACAAUCAGUUUGAAGCCCAGACCGCUGCUAAUGUGGCACCACGUGUGGAUCCUCUGCAAGCUGCACAGACUCCUGUUGAUGAUAUGAUGCGCCAUGCGUACGUUGAUCCAAAUGAUCCUUCCAAGAUUUUCCUUCAGCAGCCUGCACCGGAAUCCCACCUGAGGAGGAGAAAUUACCAUGGCCCAGCUGAUAACGCGUACUAGUGUUUGCCCGGAAUUGUCAUACUUAACGUGGGAUAUAUAUUGUGUGCAUUUGAGCAUAUCGCUUAUCCAGCAUUCCAGAGUUAGUCACAACUGAUUUAUGUUCUGGUGUGCUGUCUUCUGACUUCAUAUCGUACAUAACGUGCGAGUUGUUGUCUCAAUAAAUGAUGUACAUACGCGGUGUCCUGUGGAAAUCUAAUGCAGAAUAUAGUUGCUUUGUUUAUGGGGCGACCAUGCUCCAUACCAUUA